GUUGAACAAAAUAAAAAUUUGGAGUAGCAGCAAAUGCUAAUAAUAGCUUCUGCACUAAAACCCCAACUCCACUCUCUCCCCUUUAAACUCUAAACCCUACAUCCUCGUUACCGGUAUAUCUCCCUCUUUCAAUGAUUCAAGCUUAGUGUUCUUCCCGAUUUUCCGUUCAGAUUCUUCACUAAUUCAAUUGCAUUCGUAUUCUCUUCAUCGAGCACUGAAACUGCGGUGAGAGAAGAUGGGAAGGAAAUCAUUAGUGGGAAUGGAGGUGCCAUUUAUUGGCAGUGAUUCAGUUAAGUGGGUUGAGGCAUCGGUCCCCGAUACGUUUGCUUCUGCUUCCGGUUUGCGGUCUGUAGCUCCUCCUACCGAAGAUUGUGCCUCCUGUUCUAUUAUUGGGACUCCUCCAACCUAUCUUAUUUGGCGUAUUUGUGAGAGACUGCCUCAUGCUAUUGAAAUACUGGAGCUUAAUGCUGAUAAAGACACCCCAAGGGUCGGUUUGCGUGUCCUUUUCCCGGAGGCGUUGUCUUCUUUUGCUUAUAUAUGCAAGAAUGAGAUAAAUUCUGCUUAUGGCGAUGUGUAUCUGCUGUACGUCUUGUCAAUCUCCGGCACUGCUUACCUUCUUCGACUCAAGAAUAUCUCUGCUUAUGCUGUCUCUUUCAUUUUCUCAUCUAAUGAGAUUCUGCACUUUGAUACAAAUCUCUCCCCUGACUGCUCACCCAUUACUGCUGCCACUGCAACAACUGGUUGUUUUAUUAUUGGGAGAGAUGAUGGAUCAGUCAGUUGUUUCAAACUUGGUGUGCUUGACGAAAAUGCUCCAGGUUUCAUGUACGAGUUGCGUGAUGAGGCAGCUUUAAGUCGCUUGUGGGGUCUAAUGUCCAGAAGCAGGUUAGCUGGGUCAGUGAGGGAUUUAGUGGUUUCUGAUAUUCAUGGCAGAAAGGUUGUGUUUGUGCUCCAUUCUGAUGGAUGUCUGCGAGUAUGGGAUCUUCACCGUCAUGGCAAGAUUUUUAGUCAAUCUUUAAGUAGUCCAGGAAGUACUUUCUUACGGCUGUGGGUUGGUCCUGUUGAUGUUGAUGCGCUUACAAUCCCUCUGGCGAUUAUGUACACACAAUCCAUGGGAGUGAACACACAGGGAAUUGGGAUCUGUAACCUCAACAUCUCCUUAGGAGAGAGGUAUAUUUUGUCACUUGGUUCAUCAAUGCAGUAUAUCCGUUUGUAUCAGGGGAAGUUGAUUGAUGUAAAAUUUUCAUCAAAGAAGAUAUGGGUUCUAAAGGAAGAUGGGUUGCUGGAACAAGACUUGACUUCUCUAAAUAUUGACGCGGAGAAGGGUCAGUGUUACUCCCUGCAGGAAUCCUUCAUUGCAGAGCAAAUGUUUCAGAGUUCUGAGCAUUCCCUGGAUGAUCUUUACCAAACCACCUGCUCAAUAUUUUCUUCUUCAAAGGCACAAAUCAUUGGAUUCGUUUCAUCUAUAUUCUUACGCAGGCUACUGCAUCCAGGGGUGUUUAAUAGUAGCGUCUUGCGUUUGACAUUAGAAGAUUAUGACAAACGCUGGACCGAUAUUGAAUUUCAGGCCUUGACCAUCGAUGAAUUGAGCAGGGAAAUCCUGUUGCUGAUUGAACACGAGGCCAUCAGCAGAACUUCAUUUUCAGCUUUUAAAUGCUGGAAAGAAUUUUGUUCACGGUACUUUGAUCGAUGGUGCAAGAGCAAUACAGCGCUAAGUUUGCUUGUUGAUUCAACCAGUGGAGCCGUUGGAUUGAUCAGAGAAAAUGGUGUUUCUCUAUUUCGUUCUCUACAGGAUAUCGAGCUGCUUGUGUAUGGAAAUUUUGAAGAGCUCAAAGAUUUUCCUAAGUUUGGGUUUGAUGUGUCUAGCAAUGGUCUUGAGCGUGAGAUAUUGUUUGAAGUGCUGCGCUGCUCCAGGCUUUUAAGUGGACGAUUAGGCCCAGCUAUUUCACCUAUUUUCUAUGAAUCAGUAGUUGGUGUAUCAAGUAUCUCUUCUGAGGAUAUAGUGCCUCGCUUGCUGAAUUCUGUCAAAUGUGGUCAUAAUGCAUCUGAUGCAGUGUCAAAUGUAUCAGAUAUAGGAGCUGAUGUUCUUCGAAAAAAGGAGCUUUCAGAGCACAAAAGUUUAAGGAAAUUCACCAUGAAUACUCUAAUAUCAAUUCAUGGUUUGUGUGAUAAAGCUAGUGGAUGGGGCAGAAUUUUGAAUGUUAUAGAGAGCUAUUUAAAUCUUAUAGUACCUCGUAAGCCCACAGAAAAGAUGGAUUCAGAUUUGGUGUUGAGUGCCAAUGUAUCCAUCAUAGUUCAGGCGACCUCCCAAGUUGCUGAAAUGAUGUUCGAGUCCGCGUUGAAUGUACUUCUGUUCUUAACUUACCUUUUGGACAUCAGUGGCCAGGUUCAUAUGCAGCCUGAUGAUAUAUCUAAAAUUCAGCUUGAACUUAUUCCUAUGAUCCAUGAAUCAAUUGCUGAGUGGCUUAUCAUCCAUUUCCUGACUACGAUGCCAUCAAAAUCUUAUUCAGCCGAAGAUUUCAGCUCUCAGUUAUCGUCUUUGAAGAUAGAUAACGACACUGGUAAAAGAUUAUGGACUGCAAAGCUUGGUUCAAUUGACUUCACCCUGGCCUAUAUUUUGGUAUUGGAUGCACAGGGUUCAUCUGAAGGGUGGAAUUCUCAGUAUCUGAGUGAUCUUCCUAAUCCAGGAAGCUUCAUUGAUUUAGUUCAGCAUUUCAGUGGUUGGCUAGUUUGGGGCACGUCUGCUGAAACGCCUUUAUAUGUUUUUGGGCAUUCAACUGAGAUUGCGUUGAGCCUACUGAGACAUGGCCAGUAUAAUGCCGCUGAGAAUUUGCUCAUGAUCUUGGAUGCCCACUGGAGAAAUGAGAAGUCAUCUGUAAGUUAUCAAAACAGUGAUGGCCAGUGGUGUGUGCUCCAUCAUCUUCGAGGAUGUUCACUUCUUGCUCAGGCUCAAUGUGGACCAUGUGGAGGUUCAAAGGAGAAAAAAGUUUGUGAAGCCAUGAGAUGCUUCUUUAGGGCUUCAUCUGGAGAAGGUGCCGCUCAUGCACUGCAGAAAUUGCCAAAUGAGGCUGGAUUGUCACAUUUGGAUGAAUGUGUAUCUGCUGCAGCAUGGAAGCUUCAUUAUUAUCAAUGGGUUAUGCAGAAAUUUGAGCAAUAUAAUAUCAGUGAUGUCGCUUGUCAGUUUGCUCUGGCUGCUCUUGAGCAGGUAGAUGAAGCUGUUGUUCCUGAUGGUAAUGCUACCAACGUCAUUUUCGCUAAUGAAUCUGCAACUGCUAUUAAGGGGAGGCUAUGGGCAAAUGUUUUUAAGUUUGCCUUGGACCUCGAUCAGUACUAUGAUGCAUACUGUGCACUAGUUUCAAAUCCUGAUGACGAGAACCGAUUUAUAUGCUUGAGGCGAUUUAUAAUAGUUUUGUAUGAACGUGGUGCAACAAAGAUUCUCUGUGACAGCCAUCUUCCCUUUAUUGGUUUAAAUGAUAAGGCUGAGCAAGAGCUGGCUUGGAAGGCAGCAUGCUCAGAUAUAUCAGCGAGGCCAAACCCUUACAAGCUGCUCUAUGCAUUUGAGAUGCAUCAACAAAAUUGGCGAAAGGCAGCAACGUACAUAUAUUUAUAUUCUGCUCAGUUGAAAAAUGAAAUGACACUGAAAAGUCACCAGAACACUUCACUUGCUAUUCAAGAAAGGCUGAAUGGAAUUUCCGCUGCUAUAAAUUGUCUGCAUCUUGUGCAUCCUUUAUAUGCCUGGAUUGAUUAUCAGAUUGGCCGAAGUCAUUUGCAAAGUGCUUCUCAUCCAUCUAAGAAGGCUAGGACAGAGGAAGAACAAUAUGGAAUUAAUGUCCAGGCUCAAACCCAGGACUCAUACAUUGGUAUUGAGAAACUUGAAGAUGAGUUUGUGGUGACAUCUGCUGAAUAUGUGCUUUCCCUGGCAAAUGUUAGUUGGACGCGUACGGGAAAUGGAAAUGUGCCCUCAGAUCUAGUCAACCUUUUAGUUGACACAAGUUUGUACGACAUGGCAUUUACAGUUGUGCUGCGGUUUUGGAAGGAUUCUGCAUUAAAAAGGGAACUUGAAAGAGUCUUCUCUGCAAUGUCCCUGAAAUGCUGCCCAAAUAAAGCCAGUUCUCCAAUGGUUGGAUCAUCUGGUCUUUUACUAACAUAUUCGACGGAUGAAAUGAUGUUUAAUGAACCAUUUAAUGUGGACACUCAACAAACAAAAAGCAGUCAGUGGGAAGUGCUUCAGCAAUAUCUGGAGAAGUACAAAGGAUGUCAUGGAAGACUACCUAUAGUAGUUGCAGAAACUCUCCUGCGCUCUGAUUCUCAGAUUGAAUUGCCUCUUUGGUUGGUAAAUAUGUUCAAGGGUGCACGGAGAGAAAAAAGUGGGAUGACUGGCCAUGAAUUAAAUCCUGCUACUCUUUUUAGAUUAUAUGUUGAUUAUGGAAGAUAUCCAGAGGCUACAGAACUGUUGGUUGAGUAUGUAGAGGACUAUGCUUUAGUGAGACCAUCUGGCAUAAUCCAUCGGAAAAGACCCUUUGCGACGUGGUUCCCUUACACAUCAAUUGAACGCCUUUGGUGUCACCUUGAAGAAUCAAUACGUGUAGGUCAUAUGGCUGAUCAGUGUGAAAAAUUAAAAGCUCUUUUGCGUGGAGCUUUACGGAGCCAUCUCAUCCUGUUGAAAACCGACUCAGAGGAUGCUGUUUCUUCUUUUGCUUAAGAAGAUAUCAGUUGCAAUUGACUUGAUAUGGCAUGAUAUAUCAGGAUGUGCAGAGGUGGGCACUCAUUUUAUAGUUUAUUCUGAUGAGAAAGGAGCCUUAUUUCGUUGCAGAAGUUGCUUUGACUUCUGCAUAUCUUUACCGAUUGAUGAUCGGGGAACUGCGAUGUAAUAUGUUCAGCGUGCUUGUGUUUAAUGAGAUCUUUCCAUGUAAAGAAGCCAGCAUUCUCACUUUCUGCAGCAUAUCCAUUGCCAAAUUAGAAGCAAAACAGUGAAGGGGCUUAGCAUUACACUGAGAUUUGAAAGGAUCCUGUUUUCUCUCAAAUACUGACGAGUGAAACUCGAUGAUUUAGCCUGAUUGCAAGCAUUUUGUCCUCUCUCUACAGUAAUCAGAGUUGCAAAGGAUGGCUUAGCAGCUAGAUUGUCUGCAGAAUGUAGCUGUGUAAAUGCAAAUUUAGCGCAUAGCAACUGCCAACAUGUGCAUUCAUUAGGAGAAUAUCAUAGCUAAGUUUGUGGCCUCUGUUGAGAUUGUUACUACAUUUACUCGGCAUUAUCCGAUAUGUUUGUUAGUUUAGGCCAGAAAGAAAUGUAAAUGUAAAUGUUAAUUUGUAUUUAUUCAGCGCAUUACACAUCACUUGUAUUUA
This is a messenger RNA of Beta vulgaris subsp. vulgaris (sugar beet), 5340 nucleotides long. RefSeq names its product nuclear pore complex protein NUP160. The transcript is spliced from 28 exons. NCBI's taxonomy places the organism in Eukaryota, Viridiplantae, Streptophyta, Magnoliopsida, Caryophyllales, Amaranthaceae. Gene Ontology annotation, molecular function: structural constituent of nuclear pore; protein binding. The coding region runs from base 236 to 4699 and encodes 1487 amino acids. The record is from RefSeq and is a predicted model, not a curated record. Gene Ontology annotation, cellular component: nuclear pore.